GUGCGCUUCAGCCUUCAAGUGAUUCCAUUCCCGUGCCGUGCCGUGCCGUCCCUAUCGCGGCGGAUCGCCACCCACUCGCGGCCGCUCCCCACCCCACUCCGCCCGCCUCGCUCCAUCCCGCUCCUCAGAUCCGACCCCGAUUCCCGCAACCCUAACGCCGGAUUCCUCCUCCGCGUCCCCACCCGCCGCCGCCAUUGUCAGAGGUGAACGAGAGGGGAUAGAUAGAGCUUGGUUGGUUAAGGUUAGUGAGGGAGGCGUAUAAGGAGGAGGGCAGGAUGUCGAGGAGGUCAGUGAAUCCGAGCCGUCGGGUGGCGGACGGGGGCCUGCCGUCCGUCGGCGGCCUGCUCCACCCCAAAUCACGCUCGCCGCCCGUGCUCACCAUUGUCCUCGUCAUCCUGGGUUUCGUUCUUCUGAUCGCCUAUUUCAACAGCGGCUCAGGUGUAACUGUUACAAGCAGAGAAGCUGUGAGCAGGUCGGAAGGUUCCUGCACAUCAGAAGUUAUACAGGCACUUCCUUAUCUUAAAAUAGCAUAUGGCAAUUCAAUGCGAAAGGUUCUCCAUGUAGGCCCUGAUAGCUGUACAAUAGUUUCUGGCUUGUUGAAAGAAAAAAAGGUUGAAGCUUGGGGACUGGAGCCUUAUGAUUUGGAGGAUACUGAUAGUAGCUGCAAAAGCCUUGUGCGCAAGGGCUUUGUUCGUAUGUCUGAUAUUAAGUUCACGCUUCCAUACCGCCCAGAUUCUUUUAACCUUGUGGUCGUGUCAGAUGCUUUAGAUUAUCUGACCCCAAGGUAUCUGAACAAAACACUUCCGGAUUUGGCAAGGGUUUCCACAGAUGGCCUUGUUAUCUUUGCUGGCAAUCCAGGUCAGCAGAAAGUUAAGGUUUCUGAACUACCGAAAUCUGGAAGACCGGCAAAGUUGCGGAGUUCUUCAUGGUGGACACGAUACUUUGUCCAGACUGGCUUGACGGAGAAUGAGGGACCAUUGAAGAAAUUUGAAGAGGCUGCAUCCAAGAACAAAUACAAACCAGACUGUCAGAUCUUCCACCUUAGUUGGUAGGCCUGUACUGAUCACGGUGAUGCCUAUCCACGAUACCUUGGAUCAUUGCCGCACCAGUUUUGUAAGCAAUAUCUUUGCUUACCCCGUUGACUUGCUCAUCUUUCAUGCGGAGGAAUUGUCACACAGAAGAGCCAGCCUUCAGCUGUAGGUAGCUUAUGUAGAGAGGCUUUACCACUUGUUACCAGAAAGUCAUUCUGGAAAUUAAAUUAUGUGUUAUUAAGGAUUGCAAAUUGUGAAGCCCUGUCGAUCUAUAUGUAAGAACUUUACACUGUUGUAUUCUGUUAUUCUUGGCGUCUCAGUUAUCUGAACUGAUUAAAAUGUAAGCUCAUCAUCCAAGGGAAGCAAUUCCGUAGCCCUUUGUCUGCUGCUUCGACCUAGCAGUAUGUCAUUUUCCGUAAGUUGGAUGAUGCUUAAAGUUGA
Molecule: messenger RNA, 1472 nt
Organism: Phragmites australis (common reed)
Lineage: Eukaryota; Viridiplantae; Streptophyta; Magnoliopsida; Poales; Poaceae
Product: probable pectin methylesterase CGR2
Exons: 7
Coding region: 276-1052 (258 amino acids)
Biological process (GO): pectin metabolic process
Molecular function (GO): methyltransferase activity
Source: RefSeq, a predicted model, not a curated record